This is a messenger RNA of Eriocheir sinensis (Chinese mitten crab), 3032 nucleotides long. RefSeq lists its product as uncharacterized. Gene Ontology annotation, molecular function: chromatin insulator sequence binding. The coding region runs from base 232 to 2814 and encodes 860 amino acids. The transcript has 2 exons. NCBI's taxonomy places the organism in Eukaryota, Metazoa, Arthropoda, Malacostraca, Decapoda, Varunidae. Gene Ontology annotation, biological process: regulation of transcription by RNA polymerase II. Gene Ontology annotation, cellular component: chromosome. The record is from RefSeq and is a predicted model, not a curated record.
ACACCAUUUACUCGACUUCCUUGGACAACAACAACAUGACGGAUCAAAGAGACAGAAGUUGCUCCCUGGUUUCAUUUCCUUCCCUAAUUAUGGCCACCUCUCUCCACCGCCCCUCAUAUCCCAUACUAAUAUCUAAUUUGAUCAGGCGGACGGCUCACACACAAAGGGAGUGGCCGCCAUGUCAUAGGAGCCUUGCCUGGUGCACAUACAGUAAAGAAGUUAAUCUGAAGGAUGCUUAAGGUUAUCAAAGUUACGGCUCCAGUUUAUCGCCUAGAACUGGAAAUGCGUGGAAGCGGCGGCGGCGUCAUGGCCCGGUGCGCCCUGUGUCACCAGGUGUUCUCGUCCCGCCUGCGGCUGGUGGAGCACUUCGGGGAGGCUCACAGCAUCGCCAGGCAGAGGUCCAGGCGCUCUAAAGUGUCUGAGGCCAUUAGGAAGGUGGUACUGGAGGCACAUGACCCCGAGGUAGUCGUCCUGGACGAGGACGGAGAGGUCAAUUCCGGGCAGCACCAGUGUUGCGGCACGGAUGAGUCGCAACCUAAGAAGCAGCCGGUGGUAUGCCAGUACUGUGGGCAGCGCUGCAAGGACCGACGCGGAGCUGCCAUUCAUCAAGCCUUCUGCGAAAAGAAGCUGCAGAACGACUCUGACCCCUCCCCCACCCGCCUUGAAAACCCUGGCACGACAGGGGAGCGUGUGGCACUACCAGAGUGCCCCGCGGAUGACUGCGGGGCCAUAUUCAAGACCGAAGAACAGCUAGCGAGGCACAUGGAGAGGCACCAUGGGAAGGGGGGAGAUGGCGCCGCACCGACUGACCCUCCACCAGUCCUGAAAUCCCCGCCCUCUAGAGUGCCCAAGGAGGCUAGCCGGCGCCCAGCACAGUUGCCCCUUGUCACCGUCACCAUGAAGCCGCACGUGGGCAAGACGGAGGGACUGCAAGACCUCUCGCUUCUUAUAACCCCAACGAAAGCGGCUGAAGAAUCCCCCGAGUACCCCUCAUACGAUGCGGGUGGCUACUCGUCUCCGAAGAAGAACAAAGCGAAGGAGGCGCCGGCUAGCAUCACCGUGGAGGAGUGCCGGGGCCUCGACCCCACCUUGGGGAUCAAGUGCGAAUCCGUCCUCUACGUCACCGAGGACGGCACGGUGCUGGAGGAUGAGGAUGCGGAGGGAAGCAGUCCCCUCGACGUGGCGGGGGAGGAGGAGACUUUCAUUAUCGAAGCGGGUGACGGAGUGAAGGAAGAUAAGUGGUGGAAAUGUACUCUGUGCCAAAAAAAAUAUGUGACUGAGGACGCUCUUAUAGCCCACGAGUCCAGCGAGCACUCCCUGUCUGUGGGUGACGCCAUACAGGUAAAGCAGGAGCCAAUGGACGCUGACGAUGAUUACCCCACCCACGAGUACGAAGAGGAAGGGCAAGAUGACGAUGAUGAAGACUGGGAACUAGUUACUUUAGGAAGAAAGAAAAAGACUGGAAUAACUGUUAAUAUCAAGGGCAAGUUAGAAUAUCAAUGUAAUUUAUGUAAACGUCACUUCCUCUCCGAAUUAGGUUAUCAGGCUCACGUGAGGAGCAGAGAGUGUAAAAACAAAAAGUUCAAGUUACCCAGAAUGUUUUCAUGUCACUUUAAACAGUGCGAUUCGACUUUCUUCAAACUGACAGAGUUACAGAGACAUUGGCAGAUCGCUCACAAGUAUUCCAUGACUAGCAAAAACCUGGAAUUCGAAGAUGAGAGAUCUUUCACGGACUGGCUCAUCGAGGAGGAGGAGAAACACAAGGUGAGGUUUACAUGUGAUGUGCGGCGUCGCAAGCCCCACCGCUCGGAGAGGUUGCUCGUGUGCCACAGGUUCCACCACCUCCGGACGGCAGCCGCAAGGAAGAACGCCAACCGGGAGUACUCAGACAGACACAACUGGGUGCACAAGAUCCAGCCGUGCCUGUGCUUCGCCCGGCUCAAGGUGUACCAGCAGUUCAACGAGGAGACGUGCGGUUACACGGGCAAGAUAUCCGUCGUGUAUUACCCCGAACACUCACAUCCCCAAAACAACCCAGUGGAGGAGCAGGAAGAAGUCUUGGACCAUGUGUUACAACGCAAUAAACGCAACAGAAACAAACAGUUCCAGGAGCUGAAGGGCAGUGAAAAACUACUGCACCGCCAGAAGCUGGUAAAGUUUGCGCGUCUUGCCAGGAAGGACUGUCCAUUGGCCCGAGGCUCAAGGGCAGCAGAAUUAUCCAAAAAGCCGAAGACUGAGCCUGCGGACACUGAGAAGGGUGAUGACCCCAUGGUGCAAGUAGAUCAUAACCUGCUGGGGUCAGACGAGCUCUUCUCUUCCCAGGUGGAGAUGGUCCUCGACGGCCAGUUCGACAUGGACCCCGAGGAGCUGGCUGAACCCGUUGUCACGCCCAUGGACACCCUUCAGAUCUUUUCCAACAGUCGUGGAGGCCAGGGAGCCUUCAAGGUGGAAGAGGAUCUAGUUUUAGACAGCAGUGACGGCCAGGCACUUGAAGAGCAGCCUGGACAACAAGAAGAAGAGGAGGAGGAGGAAGAAGACGAAGGAGAUGAGGAAGGAGGGAGCACAGUGCAGGCAGUACUCCCGGCAACCACGGAGGACUGGGGAAAAGUGUUCGAGAUGGUGCGGGCGCGGGUGGCCAAAGAGGAGGACGCUGCUAUCAAGGCCGCGGCAGCACUUCUGCUGCCCUACGAAAGGGUGAUCGAGUUGGUGACGCCCGCCGAACAAGUCCCUAUUUUCCGCCAGCUCUGGGACCUGGCAUGUUCCUCGCAGCAGGCACAGGAGGGGCUGGACUUUGAAAUCAUGGUCAUGAGAUAAGUGAAAGUUGUCGCGCAUGGUAGAAGUUGGCUAAUCAACUUAUUGAAUGGAAUCAGUCGUGUUAGUAAGGAUUUUGACUGACGUGAUAAAUAUUUAUUUUGAUUAUUUAAAUUAUGACUAAAUAGCACCAGUAAUACUGAGUGUUACGACGUACUUAUAUGGAUUCAUAGUAUAAAAAACAAUCUAUAUACAAAAAUACAUUAUUUAAAACCAUAUAA